AACUAAAAUGCGAUUUUGACAUUUUCCACAACAUAACAUAACCCAGAACUAAAACUGUCAUUUUAUAUGAAGUUUAUGUAUGUACAGACUACAUAUUUACGUGAUGCAUAGGACAGAGUGAAAAAUUAUAUACAAUUUUGUAGUUUUGUAUAAUUCGAUCAUUAUGAAGCAACAAGGAUUAGAUUCUAAAGCCGAUCCAACUGGUGAGGGCGUGCAGUCUCUCUUUGAAUAUUUACAUGCAGAAAUGGUUACAUACGUUCUAAGUAAAGCAGAUAAUGAUAAAGAAGAAGAACUUUCUCGCUUGGAAUGGAUGGGAUAUAGCGUUGGAUAUCGCAUUAUAGAACGCUUAUCGAGGGAAUGGUCGAGGUUUAAAGAUGAGCUGGAUAUAAUAAAAUUUAUUUGCACCGAUUUUUGGUCAACACUUUACCACAAGCAAAUUGAUAACUUGAGGACAAAUCAUCAUGGUAUAUAUAUGCUUCAGGAUAACGAAUUCCGUUUAUUAGCCAAUAUUGGUUCAAAGGGGAGUAAACAAUAUCUGCGUGAAAGUCCACGAUUACUUGCAUUCUCAUGUGGUCUUCUUAGAGGUAGCCUUGCUAAUCUUGGAGCAGUCAGUACUGUUACUGCAGAAAUAUCAGCCCUACCAAGUUGUAUAUUUCAUAUUAAAGUGCAAAGAAUGUAGCUGUUCUUAUCAUAGAAAAAGUAUAUUAACUAAAGCAUUGUAAUAUUAAAAUUCAUUUAUUGAAUGGAAUAUCUGUCAUGCAGUGUACGUUAAAAAAAAAUAAUUAACAGAAUUGAUUAUA
Molecule: messenger RNA, 800 nt
Organism: Cephus cinctus (wheat stem sawfly)
Lineage: Eukaryota; Metazoa; Arthropoda; Insecta; Hymenoptera; Cephidae
Gene: Trs33
Product: trafficking protein particle complex subunit 6B
Exons: 2
Coding region: 164-679 (171 amino acids)
Biological process (GO): regulation of GTPase activity; endoplasmic reticulum to Golgi vesicle-mediated transport
Cellular component (GO): cis-Golgi network; trans-Golgi network; TRAPP complex
Source: RefSeq, a predicted model, not a curated record